Molecule: messenger RNA, 2037 nt
Organism: Effrenium voratum
Lineage: Eukaryota; Dinophyceae; Suessiales; Symbiodiniaceae
Source: the annotation of a GenBank genome assembly
GCAUUGCAUCCAUUGCCAGCUGUCUGACGGAGCGCCAUGCCGCUCUGCGGGUCAGGGACGGCUCUGGCACGGCACGCGGCCCGUUUGCGGGCGGCCGAGCCGUGCGAGCCGGGGCCCAGAAUGCUGUUCCCGAUGUACACCGUGCCUUUGGAAGAUGUCUUCCAAAUGAGCAGCGUCGAGCCCUACGAAACCUUGACAUCAAGAGGAGUUCUGGUAGAGUUUCAGAAGGAGAUGGGAAAGGCGAUCUUUGUGUCCCAUCAAUGGGCCACGAAGGAGCAUCCCGAUCCCAGCUUUCGUCAGUUCGCGGUGUUUCAGGAAGCGAUGCGACGCAUUUUGACGGAGCUGUCAACCAUUCCGGUCAGCUGGUUGACGGAGAUGAGCCUACCCUUUAAGCCCUUGCCGACGAAAGACUUCCGAUCCGUGAAUUUAUUUGUUUGGUACGACUUCUUUUCUUGCCCUCAACUGAAGACUCAUGGAAAUCAGCAGACUCGAGCGAUCAGCAGCAUUCACGCCUAUGUGGCAACCUGUUCUUUCUUCUUCGCGCUGUGCCCUUUUAUCCAGGAACCUUCUGGUGGGGUUCUCGAUGCUGCAAGCUGGCGGACAAGAGGUUGGUGUCGUUCAGAACGAACCAUGCGUGAGCUGUCCGGGGGUUCUUGGAUCUUGGUCCAGAGCGCCACUCAGAUCGAGCUGGCCUGGACCAACAUCGUGACGGAUGGGUUGACGGGCCAAGGCCAUUUUGCUGUGGCAGAAGACAAGGCCAGGCUUGGCCCAGUUUUGGCCGCUGCUUUGAGGCGAAAGAUGAUCCGAGCUUUGCGAGACUUGGACUUUGUGACUUUCCGUUGCGAGCGCAAUCUACAGAGUGUGCAUCUGAAAGGUCUUGAUGUUGAUCCAGAGCCUUAUCUAAUCCCUGGCGAAGGCGCUCAUGCUUCGCCGACAACUGAUUUCUUGCACCAGAACGGGUUUCGGCAAAUCAAUGAGGUCGACAGCGGUGGGUUUAUGCCCGUGCACUAUGCCGCUUUGAAUGGCGAUCCCAAGCUGAUGAAGUCGCUCCUGGAAGAUCGAGCAGAUUUCACCAAGAGGACCCGAAAAUCCCAGGCCCUGCUUGGGUCAGGACCUGGUGUGUCGGCGCUCGCCUUGUGCAGUUUCUUUGGGCAUAACCAGGCCGCAAAUCAGCUGAUCUCAGCCAAGGCAAACGUCCGAGAAGGGGGGAUGACGCCUGCCUUGUCCAAUGCUGCCCUGGGGAGCAACAUCAAGGGAGUGCACAUCUUGUGCGAUUUGGGCGCCGAUCUUGAGAAGACGAACACAUUCGGGCAAUCAGCGUUGAGAUUUGGGUGCGCCGUGGACUCAGCGGCAGUGGUGGAAGAGCUUUUGAGUCGAAGCGGCCGGAAAACCCCCGUGGACCUCUCGAAGCUCUUGCAUGCAGCUGCGGUUUCAAUCAUGGGAGGUGCUCAAGUGACUCGCAGGCUCAUCGAACUGAAGGCCGACCUCAACGAGCAGUACCAGGUGCCAGGAUACUCUGUGGAGCAUACCGUGCUCAAGCUACAGUCCGUUCGGUACAGACUUGGCAUAGUGACAAACGCCACCAGAUUGCUUCAUCACUACCCUGGUGCUACACCGUUGAUGUUGGCCAUUCUUGCAGCUAACUAUCAGACGGCCUGGAUUUUGAUCACCGAAGGGGCCUGGCUGAACCUGCGCAACUCGAGGGGCUUCUCGGCCAAGGAUCUCGCCGACAUGACAGGGGUGCCGGACGUCAUCCUUGAGGCUUUGAACGGGGAGGCGGUGUACCAGCGCUUGUGAGGCCGGUUUGAUGUGACAAAAUCCAUACUAAAUCCCUCCGUGUGUUGAGGUUUGCAGUAUGCUUGAAGCAAAGUCCAUGGGAUGCCACGAUUUCACGUGCCUGGUGGCGCUGAGACUUCCUUUAUUCAUCCUCAGGGCCACCCGCAUCGAAUCUCAGUCCAAGGCAGGUGCUUGACUGGGGGCCAUGCGAGGCCUCAAAGUCUCACUUUUGGGUGUGGCUCAAAAUGAAACAGGAGCGGC